UCCCAUUCAUUUCCCAUAUCUCACUCCAACUAACACUCCAAGCUUCCCUUAACCUACGCACCACUUCUUAACCUGCGCACCUCUCUGGCUAACGUGCACCAUGAGCUUACUUGACCAGCUCUGGGACGACACCGUCGCCGGACCCCGGCCGGAGACCGGCCUCGGCAAGCUCCGGAAACAAUCGACGUUUGGGUCCCGCUCAAAUACCUCCGGCAAGGAGUUGACGGAAGGAAGCGGGAGAUCAGGCGGCGAAAAUGCGAGCGUAGAAGCGGUGAAAGUGACGAGGAGUAUAAUGAUUGUGAAGCCGCCGAGUACAAGUCAAGGAGAUCAAACCGGGACCCCACCAGCAUCGCCGGCGGGAUCCACACCUCCGGUGUCUCCACUUUCCGUGAAUGAUUUUCAGGGGGAGGGGCAUUUCGGUUUCGGAGAAGGUCUACGUCGGAUGCGUACGAGAAGACAAGCGGCGGGGCUGGAUCAAGGAGCCCUCGUCCUCCUCAUGACAUGUGAGAUGUGAAUCAUCAGACCAAGAUCUCCAAGAGUCCGGAACUCAGGGUUUUGUUUUUGUUGCAUAAUUUUGAUCGAGCACUUUGUUGGUGUUUGAGAGUGUGGUCAUGUGCUAGGUAGUAUGUUCCACAUUUAGGAGAUUGGGUGUUUUGGUUGUGUUUUGUAAAUAUGAUGCAUCUGUGCGUAGUAACAAGUAUCAUCAUCUGUCUCAUAUCCGUGAGUUCUUUGUAAUGACUGGCGUCAUUCUGUAUGUAAAUGCGUUUUGUUCUAUUUUUGCCUUGCUUCA
Molecule: messenger RNA, 790 nt
Organism: Daucus carota subsp. sativus
Lineage: Eukaryota; Viridiplantae; Streptophyta; Magnoliopsida; Apiales; Apiaceae
Product: dormancy-associated protein homolog 3
Exons: 3
Coding region: 101-514 (137 amino acids)
Source: RefSeq, a predicted model, not a curated record